GUAGGAGCACAUGCAUUAUUAUUAUGCAAUUACAAAGUCCAAAGGUGAGAGAAAGUGAGAGAGAGAGAGCGUGAGAGAGGAAGAGAGAGAGAAACUUGGUUGAGAUAAGAUGGGAUGCACUUCACUACUCAGAAGUCCCAAGAAAGAAGAACAAGAGGUACCAGAAGCCAUCACCUCCGUUUUACCAAAUUCUGACCAAUCUUACAGCUAUGAAGAUUUCAAUAUUUUGGAGGAACUGGAAGGGGUCUUCAACUCCAAAGAGGAACAAAAGUUGCUGCAACAAGACUCUUCAAGUGGCGAACUCCAUUGGGAUUUCAUGGAAUGGGAGGAAUUUGCUCCCAUUGAAGAGGAAGGAGAAGACGAAAACGAAGGAAAAGAACAGGUAACAGAGAGCACGAACCGGUACCCUUUUGAGGAGCAGCAGAUAAAGAGAGAAAACAUUGUUGGGUUUUGGGAAAUGGAUGAUGAAAAGAUGGUGGCUUUGAACUUGAACUUGAACUAUCAAGAGGUUUUGGAUGCAUGGUCUAACCGAGGCUCUCUAUGGGCUGAUGACUGUUCUCUUUCCUUGGCAACCAACAAUGGCUACUAUAAUGGAGAAGUGCCGGUGUUGGAAGAAGAGAGAGCGAGAAGAGAAGCAAGUGUUCUUAGAUACAAAGAGAAACGUCAGAACAGAUUGUUCGCAAAGAAGAUAAGAUACCAAGUUCGGAAACUAAACGCUGAUAAAAGACCAAGAAUCAAGGUUUCACUUUUGAAUUUUUUGUGUUUCUUUUUGGUGGCAUUGGGUUUUGCAGUAUGGUCAUUUUGUUUGUUUUGUUAUGAAAGCAGCUUUUUCCGAUAUUUUUGUUGUAGGGUCGCUUUGUGAAGAGACACUGAAGUUGCUCCGGAAAGAUCUCAAACCCAAAAUAUCUCCCAAAAUAUCUAAGCCCACUGUACAUUUAUUUUCAACUUCAAACGUUGUUUCUUGUAUUUAUCCAUUCAAAUUAUCUCUCUCA
Vigna unguiculata (cowpea) is the source of this 992-nucleotide messenger RNA. Its product is annotated as CCT motif family protein. Gene Ontology annotation, cellular component: nucleus. NCBI's taxonomy places the organism in Eukaryota, Viridiplantae, Streptophyta, Magnoliopsida, Fabales, Fabaceae. The record is from RefSeq and is a predicted model, not a curated record. Gene Ontology annotation, molecular function: protein binding. Gene Ontology annotation, biological process: regulation of DNA-templated transcription.